Cuscuta campestris is the source of this 4292-nucleotide messenger RNA. NCBI's taxonomy places the organism in Eukaryota, Viridiplantae, Streptophyta, Magnoliopsida, Solanales, Convolvulaceae. The record is from the annotation of a GenBank genome assembly.
CUCUUGGCUUCGAAUUUCUUGGCAGUUUCUUUGUGAUGGGUACCCUGGACAGAGGGUAUCCGGUCUUUGUAUAAUAUUAGUCGGGGUGGUCCAGUUUGUUGGAUCAGCCCGUUAGUCAUUUAUUAAUUACUUAUUUAGGGCGGCCCAGCCUGUUGAGCCAGCCCAUUGGUCUUUGUAUGUAAACCCUAGCCCUAACUCUCCCGUUAUAUAUACCCCUCUUCUUGGAAGAGAUGGGGAGGAAGGAGCUCAUUCAACACACACACCACACGUUCUAACAAGCACAGUAACACUCAUAUUUUACUUGACCCCAAAUUUGUGCACUCUCGACUCGGUUCGAUACUCUUCCGCUAGUCACCUAGGCCCUCGGGUUCCUUAACCCAACAUUGGUGCUCUCGCUGAGAGUGUCGAACACAUCAAGCGUGCUCUCUUCAAUUUUCCUUUGAUUUCUAUUUUCAUUUUCCUAGUUCAUCAUUUUUCCCCAAAAUCUGGAAAAUCCGAACUUACUUUCGGAGGAUUUUGCGGUUCAUCACUUCUCAUCCACUGAACCACUCUCUGGAUCUGGAAUUUUUUAAGGAUUUCCUUUUAAAAAAUCCAUGAAGAAGAAACUGGAAACUGGAUCUUGGCGAGGUCACUCUUUCGCCACUUCGCCGGACGAGGUCAUUGACGCCGGAGUGCAGCGCCGCUCUCAGCUCCGGAGUUCUAGACCAACGCUUCACCGAACAUCACUGCGGGUAAGGUUGUCUCCAUGGACGCCGGCGCACUGCUCCGUCCUAAGCCCCUGAGCACCGGCGGCGAAGCCCUAGUCCGUUCGUGUCCUCUGCGAUGAGCUUCAGGUGACACUCGAAUUUCCUAUCCCGGCGAACGGUGCAACCGCAAGAGUUCCGAUAGACAAAGGAGAUUGCAGAUCUAAUCGGAGCCAAGAUGCCGUCAAAACAUCCCAAUCGGAGCCACUGGUCAAAUUGCAACCAGACCAAACGGAGCUCUUUCCACCGGCGAGGAAUCAACGGCUCUGGGUUCCGAGUCGAAUUGUACCACGAGCGAGAGUAGCGACCACGGUCAGUAAAGUUCCGACGACCCUCUCACCCCGGCGAGUGCGGAAGCGACCAGUUCCCAACGGCCGCAGCAGCAGACGGUGCAGCCGACGACGAGCAAGUCCGAAUCCAGCAGCCCGGCUACGUAACCAGUCCUGGCCGGCAGCGACCCACCUCCAUCCCUCCAGCAAUGGUUCUCGGUGUGCAGGCCUAUCAGUUGUCAAUCCGAAAAGCGCGCAGGCCCCUCGAUGCGCGUGACUUUUGAUGGGCAAGACUACUGCUUCUGUCAAAUCUGCCGGCUCUAUAAAAAAGAAAGGAGCCUAUUUUUUCUACAGUAGAAAUAUCUUGUGGGAAUACGGAGUAUCUUUUAUGAUAGGGUCCAUUGAUGUGUUUGCUGGACCCCACACAGAAUUGGGCACUCUAACCCGUGAAGCAAGUAUCAACCUUUACAUCUAUAUAGUGGAUCUCAAUUAUAGGCGGCGUAGUAGAAAAAAGAGAUAAGUCUCUUUAUCCCUGACACCAUCAUUUCAACUAUUCCAUAUUUAUUACUUUUACCAAAUUAUCAAUGUCACUAUUGAUAAUAUUCACUCUAUAAUUAUUACCAUUAGGGCUGUUCAACAUUAGGGUCGGUCUUCGGUCCUAGUAUUUUAAUAUUUUGGGUUUCGAUCCGGUCCGGUCUAUACCCGAAUUUAUAUCGGUCUAGACCGAAAUAACCGAUAACUCUUGCAGAGCAUAUUUCAUCCGCUGUGCACUCUAGACUCCAAGCCUAAUUUGCAUCUUCUCUGAUUCUCCCAGGUAGGGUUUUUUUCAAUUUUAUACGUAGUUUGGCACAAUCUUCUCUAACUUAGAUGGCUCUUCUAUUUUCGUCUCCGACUCCGUCCUUCGUCUUCCAUCUUCAACUAUGUUCUCCGUCAGUAGAUGACCAUAUAUAGACUCCGAGUCAAGCAUUUCUGCAACUCUAUUCUCCACGUUUGCACUCCUGUUCAAGUAUGUGAGUUCAUAUACUUUUCAAUUAGACUUUAAUUGAGAAUCUGGGUAUAAUGAUUGCUCCCUCACCUUCAAUUUAGUCACUUACUUAUUGCAUAAAGUCUUUCGAUCUUCAAUUGAAAGUCAGGGCAAUAUUCAGUGCUUCACCAAGGAAGAAUUGAUAGUGGAGUAAAGGUUUGUCUCGGUCCUAUUCGGUCUUAAUCGGUUCGGUCUAUCAUAUUUCGGUCCGGUCCAGUCCAAAACCGAAUAUAUUUAGGUCCGGUCUUCGGUCUUGAUUUUGCCUCAAUUCGGUCUUCGGUCCGGUCCGGUUCGGUCCGGUCCGGUUCGGUCCGGUCCGGUUUUAGACCGAUGAACACCCCUAAUUACCAUUGCCUUGUCCACCAUGUGUGAUCAGACCUCACCAGGACAAUGAUGUUACACUUUGUCUUCGACACUUUAAGCCCUGAUGUGGGACGGGUGCAAAGCUUGAUCUCACACCCCACACAGGCCAGCGACCUGCCUCAAGGCAUGACUCAGAUCCAACUCAUUUAGUCAUUCCUUAGCGAGGCCGGGUAAAACCUCCCUACGAGGUGUUGAAGAUCGUCUACGACGAUAUUAUCGCGAGGCCGAGGUAAGACGUCCACCGAGACGCACUCCCAUCCGUCUUCCACGACGUGAUCUCAUUUCCUCUUCCACGAGGCUGAGGUAAGAUGUCCACCACAACACACUCCCAUCCGUCUUUCACGACGCGAUCUUAUUCCUCUUCUACGAGGCCGAGGUAAGCCCUCUCCAUGAGGCACUCCAAAUCGUCCGCGACGAUACUAUUCGCGAGGCCGAGGUAAGCCGUCCAUCCUGACGCACUCCUAUCUGUCUUCCACAACGUGAACUAUUUGCUCUCGGAUCUAAGGCGAGGGGUGCAUUAUUUGUGCCUAUCUCACUUACCCGAGCAUCUCUCAUUUGAAGACCCCGGUCUCACUAAGGAUGACAUCAAGGUUUGUUCUAGACUAGACUACUGCACGAUCGGCGCACUUCGCUGAUUAGGCCUAUCUUUUGUCCGAGACUUUGGACUCAACUCAUACGUUGACUUAUUUUUCUCGGUCGCGUGGUGAUCGGUCCGCCCGAGCCUGCGAUCGCCUUGUAUUCUUUUUUGAACUUAUUUUGCAGGUUAGAAGGAUGAGAAGGCCAAGCUCGGCCUCAGCCACCGCGUGAGCCACUCAAGCUCGGCACAGCCACUCGAGCUCGGCCUCAGCCACUCGAGUUCCGCACAAGCCAUUCAAGCUCGGCUUCAGCCACUCAGAUCCAUUCAAGCUCAGCCUCAGCCACUCAAGCUCGGCCUCAGCCACUCGAGCUCGGCACAACCAUUCAAGCUUGACCUCAGCCACUUGAGCUCGGCACAGCUAUUCAAGCUCGGCCUCGGCCAUCUCGUGUAGGGGCCAGAGACUCCCAUCGGAGCUGAGCAUGGACAUUACUCCCCUUCUCCUCAGAAUUCUUCCUCUGGUUAGGGAGUGGGGUACUUCGGGUGCUCGGCUCAUAUUUAUUACAGGAGAGAUUCGUGAUCGACAUCCUAACUUUGUAUCAGAUUGCAACAGUACGCGUGCACCUACACUCGUUAGCAUUACAUUACGUCGAACAGCCCUCGACUCCGGACAACGAGUCCGGGGGACUUCAAGAUCACCUCUUCUGAGAUUCACACAGAAGACCUCACACCCUAGCAAUGUUUUCUUGAUCCACUCUGUGGAACGAGAUGUACUCUUUUCUUGACCGAGGAUUUUUUCCCAUGCUCAUGGGUUUUUUCCUCGACAAGUUUUUAAUGAGGCAUCCCCCAUGGAGUGGGUCACACAUUGACGGGAUUGUGGGAGGAUGUUCGAAGACGACAAACGGACUGUAGAUGACGAUUGAUUCAUCCACUCUUAUGGUGAUUGUACACUCUAGACAACAAGGAAUACGGUGUCCUUCCGUGGUGGAUUAUUGUUCUACUCCCACUUCACCUCGAGUUCCUCUCGGCUCGGGAAGUAGAGGACUCAUGAUGGAUACCCUGGACAAGGGGUAUCUGGUCUUUGUAUAAUAUUAGUCGGGGUGGUCCAGUUUGUUGGAUCAGCCCGUUAGUCGUUUAUUAAUUACUUAUUUAGGGCGGCCCAGCCUGUUGGGCCAACCCAUUGGUUUUUAUAUGUAAACCCUAGCCCUAACUCUCACUUUAUAUAUACCCCUCUUCUUGGAAGAGAGGGGGAGGAAUGAGCUCAUUCAACACACACACACCACACGUUCUAACAAGCACAAUAACACUCAUAUUUUACU